Messenger RNA from Arachis ipaensis, 643 nucleotides. The record is from RefSeq and is a predicted model, not a curated record. NCBI's taxonomy places the organism in Eukaryota, Viridiplantae, Streptophyta, Magnoliopsida, Fabales, Fabaceae.
CUCAGAAUUUUUGAUAGACGAAGGAAAUUCCUCCCAAGUAAUCAUUUUGGUUUUAAUUUAAUUUAAUUGUCCUUGUUUUCAGUUUAGUGUUUAUGGUUCAAGUAUGUAAAUUUUGCUAAUGUACCUAUUCUUUUUUUUCCCUUAGUCAAAUGAUGAUUACACUGUUCCGAAUAGCAUGAUUUCUCAGUUGAUGAACAAGAAAAUUGUCUUCAUAGUGGAUCCUAGACCCAUUGGAUAUGAAUUGAAUACAUCUCUUCAUGUUGUUCGUGCAAUAUGUGAUGAUAUUGAUAUUGUCAGGUUUUUGGAGGACUCCACCCAUGAUAAUCAACAGCAGAAAUUUCAUCUGGAUCCCUUUGUUCCUCAUUUUCCUUUCGAAUUUAAGAAUCCAGUUGAGUUUCACUCCAAUGCAAGCAUUCAAUGUUCGUCGAGCUCAAGUGCUCCAGUGCGUCAGGCUUCACCGAUUUCUGUUCUGAACUGGAAUUGUUGGACUAUUAACCAUGAUUUUCAUGCAAGAAUCUCGUCCUCACAAGGUUCCAAUUUAGUUGGGAAUCAUCAGCCUCUCACUAUUAGGGAAGAGCUUCGGAGUGCCUUUGGACAAUGUGAAAAUACUGGCGAAUCUAUUUUGCAUGGUUAUUAUAUAUAG